GGUGAGGAGGGCUUCCUGCCCAUAACUCACUUCCCUUUUGGGGGAUUUGCUUCCUCUUCUACGGCUAGCUAAGAAGGAAGAGAAUCUCUGCCCCUUCCCAGAACCACUGUCAUCUCUAGUCUCAGGGAUAUGGGGAAAGGUGUGGCCCUCAAAAGCUGAAAGGGGCCUUGAUACGCAAACUCUGCCAUUGUUGGGGCAGUGGCCAGGGCCGGUCAGCCCCCCACUAAUUCUUUAUGUCUCAUAAUCCACUGCUGGCCUCCUCUACCUGCUCUCAGCCAUGGCCAGUGAAAACUCUCCUUUGCUGGCCUACCGGCUCCUGGGGGAGGAGGGGGUUGCCUUCCCUGCCAAUGGGGCUGGAGGACUUGGAGGUGAAUCUGCCCGGAAGCUCUCCACCUUCCUGGGUGUGGUGGUGCCCACGGUCCUGUCCAUGUUCAGUAUAGUUGUCUUCCUGAGGAUUGGGUUCGUGGUGGGCCAUGCUGGGCUGCUGCAGGCUUUGGCCAUGCUCCUGGUUGCCUACUUCAUCCUGGCGCUCACUGUCCUCUCUGUCUGUGCCAUUGCCACCAACGGAGCUGUUCGGGGCGGUGGAGCCUACUGUAUCCUCCAAUGUCACCUCCUCCCUGGGAACAAUCCUUCCUCAGCUGGCUACGCAAAGGACUACACCACAGGGGCCAUGAUGACCUUUGCCAGCGUUUUUGCCGUCCUUUUUAAUGGCUGCACAGGCAUCAUGGCUGGCGCCAACAUGUCUGGGGAGCUGAAGGACCCCAGCCGGGCGAUUCCUCUGGGCACCAUUGUAGCUGUCGCCUACACCUUUUUCAUCUACAUCCUGCUUUUCUUCCUCUCCAGCUUUACCUGUGACAGGAUCCUGCUGCAGGAGGAUUAUGGGUUCUUUCGUGCCAUCAGCCUGUGGCCCCCACUGGUGUUGAUUGGCAUCUAUGCCACAUCAAUCUCAGCCUCCAUGAGCUCCCUUAUUGGUGCCUCCCGCAUCCUCCACGCCCUGGCCCAGGACGACCUCUUUGGAAUGAUCUUGGCACCAGCCAAGGUGGUAUCCCAAGGGGGGAACCCCUGGGGGGCUGUGCUCUAUUCAUGGGGCCUAGUACAGCUGGUGCUCCUAGUUGGGAAGCUGAACACACUGGCUGCUGUGGUUACUGUCUUCUACUUGGUGGCCUAUGCUGCAGUGGACCUGUCCUGCCUGAGCCUGGAGUGGGCCUCGGCCCCCAACUUCCGCCCCACCUUCAGCCUGUUCUCCUGGCACACCUGCUUGCUGGGGGUGGCCUCCUGCCUGCUCAUGAUGUUUCUCAUCAGCCCUGGGGCUGCAGGCGGCUCCCUGCUGCUCAUGGGCCUGCUUUGUGGCCUGCUCACAGCUCGAGGCGGCCCCAGCAGCUGGGGCUACGUCAGCCAGGCCUUGCUUUUUCACCAGGUCCGUAAAUACCUGCUUCGACUGGACGUGCGGAAGGAUCAUGUGAAAUUCUGGAGACCCCAGCUGCUGCUCCUGGUGGGGAACCCCCGGGGCGCCCUGCCUCUGCUUCGGUUGGCCAACCAGCUCAAGAAGGGAGGCCUCUAUGUGCUGGGCCACGUCACGCUGGGAGACCUUGACUGCCUGCCCUCGGACCCUGUGCAGCCACAGUAUGGGGCGUGGCUGAGCCUUGUGGACCGGGCCCAAGUGAAAGCCUUUGUGGACCUCACCCUCUCACCCUCUGUGCGCCAGGGGGCUCAGCAUCUGCUGCGGAUCUCAGGCCUUGGUGGCAUGAAGCCCAACACGUUGGUCCUGGGUUUCUACGAUGAUGCUGUACCCCAGGAUCACUUCCUGACAGACCCGGCUUUUUCUGAGCCUGCUAAUGGUACCCAGGAGGGCGGGUCCCCAGCCCUGAGUACCCUGUUCCCUCCACCCCGGGCUCCUGGGAGCCCCCGAGCUCUAAGUCCUCAGGACUACGUGGCCACAGUGGUAGACGCCCUCAAGAUGAACAAGAACGUGGUUCUGGCAAGAGCCUGUGGGGCCCUGCCCCCUGAGCGUCUGAGCCGGGGGUCCGGCAGUACCUCUCAGCAGCAUCAUGUGGAUGUGUGGCCCCUCAACCUGCUGCGGCCUCGGGGUGGCCCUGGCUACGUGGACGUCUGUGGCCUCUUCCUGCUGCAGAUGGCAACCAUCUUGGGCAUGGUACCUGCUUGGCACAGUGCCCGGCUCCGGAUCUUCCUGUGCCUUGGGCCUCAAGAGGCCCCUGGGGCUGCUGAGGGGCGUCUCCGGGCCCUGCUGAGCCAGCUGAGGAUCCGGGCUGAGGUGCAGGAGGUGGUGUGGGGUGACGGGGCUGGGUCCGGACAGCCCGAGGAGGAGGAGGAAGGGGACUUUGUGAACAGCAGGCGGGGAGACUCCGAGGCAGAGGCCCUGGCCUGCAGCGCCAAUUGCCUGGUUCGGGCCCAGCAAGGGCGCGGCAGAGGAGGGCCCGGUGGGCCUGAGGGUGGGGAUGGUGAGGAGGGGCCCACCACCGCUCUCACCUUCCUGUACUUGCCACGGCCACCUGCUGAUCCUGCCCGAUACCCCCACUACCUGGCACUGCUGGAGAUUCUGAGCCGGGAUCUGGGCCCCACGCUGCUCAUUCAUGGUGUCACCCCUGUCACUUGCACUGAUCUCUGAUGCCUUGUUGCUGAAGUAGAGCGUCCCGGCUGGCAGCCCACCUUCAUAGCAGAUGAGGAGGGAAGGGCUGCCUCCUGCCUGCCCUGAACAUGGGACACAUGGCCAGGGGGAGGUAUUAGGGGGUCCUGGGCUAGGGCGGCUCUAGAUCUCUAGGAGCGGGGCCCUGAUGCACUAAUUAAUGCAGGGCGGCCCUCCCUGCCCAGCCAGAGGAGGGAGUCAGCUCUGCCCCCUCCUUCCCCUCACCGGUGCCUUGAUGGGGGCUAGGUCUCUGCUUGAGACUCUAGGCUACCUCAGUCUCCCCCUCACCCGACAGACUCACUGACCCCGAGGUUGUGAUGUUUUUGUUCUGUUUUAUUUUUCUAACUGCUGAACCGAAUAAAAGACCUAAACACUA
Molecule: messenger RNA, 3020 nt
Organism: Myotis lucifugus (little brown bat)
Lineage: Eukaryota; Metazoa; Chordata; Mammalia; Chiroptera; Vespertilionidae
Gene: SLC12A9
Product: solute carrier family 12 member 9
Exons: 12
Coding region: 278-2626 (782 amino acids)
Biological process (GO): potassium ion import across plasma membrane; chloride ion homeostasis; potassium ion homeostasis
Cellular component (GO): membrane
Molecular function (GO): potassium:chloride symporter activity
Source: RefSeq, a predicted model, not a curated record